AUGCCGGUCGCUAUUUCAGUGGAGGAGUAUCACGGGCCGCUUGGAGUAUACCGUACGCAGGAGCAGCGUGCCGGGAACCAUGGGGGACUGCCCAUGAGUGACCUGCACCCGAAGCCGGAGGAAGGACGGUACACCGUCCACCAUCAUCACCAUCGCGAGCGCCCCGGACACGACUAUGCAGAGGACGUCAUCACCGUGCAGGGUGUUCAACCGCACCACAAGACAAGCUAUGGAGAGACGCUGAUGCAUCUCUUCAAAGGAAACAUCGGAACGGGCUGCUACGCGAUGGGCGAUGCGUUCAAGAACGGUGGUCUGGUGAUGGCCACUCUGCUGACCCUACUGCUCGGCUUUGUGUGCGUGCAUUGCCAGCAUGUGCUGAUCAACUGUGCCAACGUGAUGGCGGAACGUCGUCGCCAGCGGGAGGCUCAGGAACAACAACAGCAGCCGCAGCAGCAGCAGGUUGACACUCCGGAGCAACCAGCUGGCGGUGCCUCGCACCAUCAGCCUCCCGACUUCGCCGACACCGUCGGUCUCUGCUUCGAGUAUGGACCGCCGUCGGUGCGUCGCUGGGCUCCGACGAUGCGCGCUGCCGUAAACAUCUUCAUCUGCGUCACACAGCUCGGCUUCUGCUGCAUCUACUUCGUGUUCAUCUCGUCGAACUUCAAGCAAAUCGCCGACCGGCACGGCUUCGUGCUCGAUGUGCACCUGCAUAUGGUGCUGCUGCUCGUGCCGAUCGUGCUCACCUCCAUCAUCACCAAGCUGAAGUUCCUGUCGUACUGCUCGCUCACCGCCAACGUGUUCAUGACGUUCGGCAUCGGCAUCACGUUCUACUACGCGCUGCAGGACCUGCCGUCGCCGAGCGAGCGCAACUACGUCGGGCAGAUCGACCAGCUGCCGCUGUUCUUCGGCACCGCCAUCUUUGCGUUCGAGGGCAUCGCCCUGGUGCUGCCGCUGCAGAACGAGAUGAAGAACCCGCACGACUUCCGCAAGCCGUUCGGUGUGCUGAACCUCGGUAGUGUCUUCAUCGUGGCGCUCUUCACCGUGUUCGGCUUCAUCGGGUACCUCAAGUGGGGCGAGGAGGUCGAGGGAAGCAUGACGCUCAAUCUGCCCGACAACGAGAUCUUGGCAGAGAGCGUGAAGGCGAUGAUCGCGACCGGUGUGCUGCUCGGGUACGCCCUCCAGUUCUUCGUCGCCAUCAUGAUCAUGUGGCCGAUGGUCCAGAGCCGCUUCACAAUCGCCCGCACCCAUCCCAUCCGCUCCGAAAUGGCGUUCCGCGUGCUGCUGGUCCUGCUCACUUUCCUCAUCGCCGAGUGCGUGCCGAAGUUGUCGCUGUUCAUAUCGCUCAUCGGCGCGUUCUGCUCGUCGGCCCUGGCGCUCAUGUUUCCGCCGGUCAUCGAGCUGAUCGUGGCCUACUCUCCGGUGGGGCAGAAGCCGAGCCGCUGGCUGCUGGUGAAAAACGCACUGAUCUUGCUGCUGGCCGUGCUGGGCUUCGCCACCGGCACCUACGAGAGUGUCUCGAAGAUCAUCGCCGAAGUCUAA
Messenger RNA from Anopheles coustani, 1539 nucleotides. Its product is annotated as proton-coupled amino acid transporter-like protein CG1139. Bases 1 to 1539 code for a protein of 512 amino acids. NCBI's taxonomy places the organism in Eukaryota, Metazoa, Arthropoda, Insecta, Diptera, Culicidae. The transcript is spliced from 3 exons. Gene Ontology annotation, biological process: amino acid transmembrane transport. The record is from RefSeq and is a predicted model, not a curated record. Gene Ontology annotation, cellular component: vacuolar membrane. Gene Ontology annotation, molecular function: amino acid transmembrane transporter activity.